Molecule: messenger RNA, 8343 nt
Organism: Apus apus (common swift)
Lineage: Eukaryota; Metazoa; Chordata; Aves; Apodiformes; Apodidae
Gene: C12H8orf48
Product: chromosome 12 C8orf48 homolog
Exons: 13
Coding region: 1-1083 (360 amino acids)
Source: RefSeq, a predicted model, not a curated record
AUGGCUCGGGUUUUCUGUGCCCUCCUGCUGCUGCUGGCCCUGCGCUGGGGCCCCGGGCGGGCAGGGGAGUUCUGCCACGGCUGGGCGGGCAGCCCCCAGCGCUGGCACCGCGGCUUCCAGUGCCCCGAGCGCUACGAUGGCCCCCAGGCCACCCUCUGCUGUGGGACCUGCACCCUGCGCUACUGCUGCUCGGCCAGAGAGGCCCGUCUGGACCAGGGCCGCUGCCCUGGGGACCAUCAGCAGCCCAGCCCCAGGCCUCCAGUGCCAGGACAUUCAAAACGAGCUGCAAGCAAGAGAGCACCCAGUAUCAUUUGGCUGUGGGUUGAUCCGUCCGAGCUGAAAGCAGGACAGGAGUGCAGAACAGCAGUGCCGGCUCUUAACCGCCUGUUCCCGGGUGCAGUGUCAGUGUUUGUUGAGCAGUCUGAAGUAGUGGAUUCUGCAGCUGUAGGAAGAGAUGCCAUGGGAGAGUGGAUUCAUCUGGAAAAUAAAGAAGCUGCCAUGAAGCAAGACAAAUCUGACAUCCAAACUCAUGCUGAAAUGACUGGAUUAGUAGCUGAAGAACUGGAUGCUCUCCACUCCUUUUGCAGCAUGAAGAUAAGUCGGAUGCAUCAGCAGGGAACUGGUGGCAAGUCAAGAAAGCUGCAGCAUGGAUUGACAGCAGAGAAACUGCAGACAAGUGACUUGAACUGCAUUGUUCCUGAUCACCUAAUGAACAGAAUCCACCUGAAAAAUAUCAGGGAGACUCUUAAACAGGUGACAGAAGCUGAAAUCCACGACUCGUCCGUGUGCCCCGACUGCCAGAAGAAGGAAGCAGAGUUGGCCCAGGUUGCCUUUCUCAGGCGGAAGAAGGUUCUCAUGGAAAGUGCUUUAACACAAGAGAAACUGGAAGAACAGAUUUACUCCAGAGAUGGGCUUACACUUCUAGGAGAGGCACUCAGAAGCUUGCCCAAACCUUCAGAGGAUCCCAGGAACUUAUGGCAAAGGCUGAAAGCUCUCAGAUUCCUAGGGGGAAGAGAGGAAGUGGUUAGGCAUCUGGCACUGUUCCAAGAGUUACAGGAAGGACAGAGUUGGGUGAAUGUCUGAAAUCUUCAGCUUCACUGGAAGGAUGAAGACCAGAAAUGACAGCCAUGGGUGCAAGGUGUCCCCGAGCCCCCUGCAGUCUGCACGGCCUAAGGGGGAGCAAGCGCUGCUCGGCUGCAGUCCCGGCACACACGAGAAUGCCCUUAGCAUUGAAUCCUCAUCACAGGACCUGUGUGGAUGAGUGUCUCUGUGACUGUUUGUGCUUCCUUGGGAGCUGAGAAGCAGCAGCCUGGCCAGACGUCCUUCAGAGCUGCCGCAGAAGGGCUGAAGUGCAGAGAGUAAUUAACCCCAGAAAAUUGCAUGGGGCUUUUUCUUGGCUGCAAUCUCAAGGCAAACAGGUUUUAUGCGGCUCAGCUUCAGUGGAUGUGGACUCCUGUUUUACCCUUUAUCAACAGAAGCAGUGAAGAAGCAGCAAUGUUCCUGGGGACUGCACAAGACCUGCUGGAUCCUGGUGUGAGGUGGCUGCAGGGAUGAGUUGCAGCAUGGUCAGCCUUAGUGUACCUCAGCCCUGAGCUGAAGAGAAAUCUGAUGGUGCAAAGGAAUCAGAAAGUGACUUGUAAGCUUCCUCAGUCCCUGCCAUCCGCAGAGAUAACACCAAGAGCCACCUACAGGGCUGCCACGUGAGUACUGCUGGAAAAAACAACCUGUUCAUUUUCUACUGCCCAAGGAAACAUUUGGUUCUCCUGAGGCACUGUGAGAGCUGACAGGAAAGGCUUUGCUUUUAUUUCUUAUUUUUAAACAUAGCUUCCAGAAUCCUGAGCCUAAGCUGUCUUCAUCUCACUUCAGUCCAGGACUGCACAGAUCAUGUUUAUUAUUUUCACAUCUUGGCAGUGCCAGCUCCCUUCCUUUACCUAACCUGGAAUCGAGCACAGAAUAAAUCUGGUUCAGUGCUCAACAUGAGGAGAGGGGUAAGGACAGGAGGUAAGCAGCAGACUUGGGACAGUGUGGUGGCCCUUGGGUGGCAUGAGCACUGCCCAGCUAAGGAGCGGGAGAGAGGAGAUCUUCUCCAUGCUAUUUUCUGCCUCAACAGAUUCCAGGAUGGACCUUGUUUGAAAAACCAUUACUGAAUGAAGUCGCUGUUUUUCCAUCCUGGACACUCUUUCUUCCCUUAGGAUCUCCUGGGUCAUAUAAGGGGUGUGCUGUUCCAAGCCCAGAUUCACAUUUCAUUGUAAUUAGAUUGUCAUUCCUAUCUCUGUCUUAAUUACAUAACAAGCCAAGCAUGGGCAGAUAGGAGGUUUAGCACUGCUGGGCUGCCAGCUUUGGAAAGGAGAUCCAGGCAAUUUGUUUUAACGGGACAGUUUAUUAGCAGCUUUGUCCCCUUAGGCAGAUGAUCACUUUUUUCUCCUGCCUGCUAAUGACAACAAAAAAAUGUGAAUGAAAAACUGUUUUCUGCAAUUUGUUGAAAAAUAUUCCUUUGACAACAGCUGGUGUGGGCAACAGUUGUCUGGUUGGGGGUAAAAGAAAGGUGCAGCAGUCAGUGGGCUGGAGGGUGGGUGGUGUGAGCUGCAGACAAGAACAUGGCAAUGAAGGGUUAGCAGAAGGACUAAAGGGGCUUUGACAGCAGAGAAAGUGUCCUGCCUUUAGAGCUGGGGAUGGUUAGACAGGGGGAAUGGGUGCAGGAGAAGAAAUCACCAAAGAGCCAAAAAGCCUUAGAAGAGGGAGGGGAGGGAGAAGGCUCUAAAUAGACACUUGGAGCUAAGGAACAUCCUACCAGCUCCCUCCGCAUCCAGACAGGCUCCCAGGUGGCUCCCAGGUGCCAGCCACUACAGGGGCUGUUCAGCACGAGGAAUCUGGCAGCUGGGGAGCACGCUAGACCAUAUUUACACCCUCAGCAGUUUGGAUGUGAGACAGUUUCAAACUCAGGCAGGGUUCUGGCCCAACCAACAACAGUGCAAAUGUAACUGUGAUUUAACCGGUGGCGGUGCAAGUUCUGAAGGUGUUGAAAGGCCUGUGCCACACAGUAAAAUAUGUAACAGAGCUGUUGAUGUUGGAAUAUUUGCUAUGGUUUUUUUCUAAGGCCAUGCUUCCCUACAACUGGUGAUAUAUUGAUGAGUAUUCUAGCACACAAAGGGACUUCUGGCUUUAGUCGAUAUAGUUAGGAAUUUGUGGCAGCUUCAUGAAGAAUUCUCUGCCAUCAGCUCACUCCUCAUAUGAACAAUACUCCAAACUCAUUCCUCUCUCUGGUCUCAGCUGCAGCAUUUUGGCACAGGGAAAGGGCACCUGCUGUUUCUAAAGAACUCGGUGCUUCAUGGAUGAAAACCAAGCACCUUGCAUCCACCUGCAGCCUGCUGGUAGUGAGUGCAGGGCCCAGAGCAGUUACGUGGUGUUUUCUCAGAGCAGAGACUGGAUAAGCAGGAUCUUGCAGUACCCUUUGCUCCCCAGUAGUUUCAAGGUGCAAUUGCAUGAAUUUUAGAAAUUCCCUCCUGAGGUGACAAAAGCAGAUGGUUGCAGCAAGGUUCCUGUGUAGGCAGGGUGUCCCAACACAUCUCUGCAGGACAGUUGCAGGUUCUGGAGCCAGGGUUUUCAGGUGUGUUAUGUUGUGUUGCAGGUGAGCUUUGCUACGUGGCUCCCAUUCUGGUCUCCCACCCAAGCAGCCUUUCUUGAACAAAAGGCUGGGCUGCCGCCCUGCACUUAAGGCACUGUGACUAUUUGGUAAUUACAACUAAUAAUUUAGUAAAAAUGUGCCUGCUUUUCCCACUUUCAGAUGGCUCAGGAUGCCUGUAUUUCUUGUUUCCUCAUAAUGAGCUGUCUACAAAAGCUGUAUCUUAAAUUUCAUUCCAACCCUCUUAACAACCUGAGUUUAGGGAGAGAAACAAACUGCCAGAGGAAGCAAUUAGCUUAAAUUUACCUGAACCCAAAAUCCUACCCAGUGACAUGAAUGAAUCCCGAGAGAUUCAUGCUUGGGAAGGAAUUUCAGCAAGUGGAGAUCAAGUUGCUUUUCAUCUUGGAUGCUCUCAGGCUUUAUGUCCCUUACCAGGUGCCAGAGGUCACCCUGUUUUCCUACUGAAAGGCUCCACCAGCCUCAACUUAGCCCACAGUCCUCCCUGCCUUAAGAACAGUGUAAAUGGAUCUGGAACUGGAUUUGUCUGACAGAAUAGUCAUUCUGGGUGACGCUUUGGAUUACCCUUUGGUAACUUCAUGAUGCUGAAAGCUUGGCUUGUUUCCUGGCCUGGGCAUGAUGAUCAGUGAUAGACCAGAGGGGUCCCAGGGACCCUGCCCAGCAAAUCAAUGAGAUGAGCUUCACACCAGGCAGGAGUGAGUCAAUCUGCAUGACCCAUCAAGUGCUCUGUGCAUCAGGAUUUGAUUUAGCUGAUGGGGCAAGUAGCAAGAUGCAAGUCCUGAGUGACUGGGGCUCAGCUUUGGAGUCUGUUUGACCAUGUGUCUGUGUGGAGGCAGAGAUGACAGAAUUGAGUGGGAGAGAAGGUGGUGUCAUUUGUGUUACAGGCUCAUCCUCUCUGUGUGAAGGGCUGGAUGUACAGAGUGUGACGUGAAAACCCAGCUGCUGUUGGUAUCUCUGCUGUGGCACACCAAAAGCUGAGUGAGCUUUGUCACUGGCCCUGAAUGUCUCCUCCACCUCACACCAUUGCUCUUUCAGAGAUGGGAGGGAUGGAGAGUAUUGAGAAGGCAGGCAGGCUGUGAAGACAGCACAUUGCUUGGAAAGAGGGUGCUGCUGCAUCUUCAGUAGUAAAUCAGGACGAUUAUCACACCAGGGGAGAGGAAGAAAGCCCAGAGCAACAGCAUCUGGUGUGAAUGAUGUCUCUGAGCUGGCUGGAGCUGUCUGUCUUCCCAGCGCAUCGCCCAGCUAAGCCAUGCAGCCUGCCAGCAGCCAUUAAUCCCACCGCCCUGCCGGAAAGCUGACACUGGGCCCAGGCAAAUACUUCUUGUGUCUGACAGUUCAGGGGUUUGGUUUUGGGUUUUUUUCUUUUUAAUACUUGCUGUAAUGAGCAAGAGCCCAGAAGUGCUGGGAGUGCUUCUGCAGGGUCUGUGGACAUGUGUCAACACAAGAACACACAGAAGCCAGAGAAGCUUCCUCUGUGUGCAAGUCCUGUCGCCCCUUCUGGCUCCAAAUGUGCAGCUCUCAAGAGAGGAGGCACAGCUGCUGAGACAGGGACUCACCCCCAGCACCUGCUCCUGCUGCAUCCAUCUCCUCUGCAGUGCUUUUCCUCUGUGAGGAAUGUGAGGGGAUGUGGGGGAAUGCCAGUAGCAGAAGUGCUGAAUUCAUUAGUUUCUCAUUUCACCCCGACUUGUUAAGACACAAUUGCUCUGAACAUGAUUUUUUAGGAGUAAUCCUGACUUAGGCAACUAAUCCAAUUUGGUUUUUUGUUGUUGUUUGUUUGUUUGUUUGUUUGUUUUUUAAUGGGAGGGAACACACCAAAGGGGUUUUUGAGAUGAAAGCUUGCUUGGACAAAGCUGUCUCCAUCCACAGGUCAGGUGAUGCCAGACCCACAGCUGCAGAGCUGCAGGUGAGGCAUGCUGACAGCACACUGCAUGUCAGACAGUAUUUUACAGACAUUUCCUUCCUAUUUAUGUCAUAUUCUUCCAGGGUUUACCAAGGUACAGUGCUAGCACUGACAUGGGGAAGAGCUUGCACUUUCCAACCAGUAACAUGUGAUGGAUUUGGCUGAUAAGUCUUUUGUUCCUCAGCAAAGAAGGGGGAACCUGAACCCUUGAUAACCAAGUCUGUAAUUUUACAAAUAAACAUGAGUAACAAGAAUAGACUUUGCCUACCUUUUCCUAUAGAUUGACAUAACUAAUGCCAGGAAGCCCUUGUUGAGGGGCUUGUCCCAGUGACACCUAAGGAUGUCAUGAAGAAGCUGCACUGUGGGUGAGGAGCUCAGGAGGAGCCAUGUGCUGGGUGUUUACCAGGUGCUCAAUAAUGCAUUGCAGUGAAUCACACACAAGUUUCACUUUCUCCCUAUUAGAAUUAUUCCAAGCAAUAAUAUGACUGACCCAGAACAAAAAUAACUCCAAUAAACAAGGGUAUAGUGAGGUAUUACAGCUAGCUAAUAACCAAAGCCUACACACUGAAUUUACCAUUUUCCAAAAGUUUUAACUGCAAUGUGUUACAGCAAGGGGUGUAAUAAGAUCUUUCCUUUAAGGAAAAGAAAAAAGAAGCUGGUAAAAAGUGAUGCUUAAAUGUUACAGUAGCUCAUUUAAGUUAAAUGCAAAGUUUAGCUGUUUGCUACAGAGAUGGAACCAACGAUAACAAAUGGUGACAGGUAAGAGGGGAGAGGAUAGGUGAACAGGUUUUUCUGAUGAACUGGGUAAAAUAAUGGAACAGAAAUACAAUUUAGGGGACCCUUGGAAUCACCAGAAAGUCCUCCAGAAGGUGCCCCAGUCUGGGCAACAGUCUUCAGUUACCUGGAUAACAAUUUGUUAUUCCUCUCUCCCUAGGCUAGCACACAGGACUAAAUAAGCCAUUCUGACCACAUGGAUAUUGUUGACUGUUCCUGGCUUAGCUUUGCUUUCACAGAAUCACAGAAUCGUAUGGGUUGAAAGGGACCUCGAAAGAUCAUCUAGUCCAACCCCCCUGCUAGAGCAGGAUCACCUAGAGCACAUCACCCUGAUUCUGUCGUUACCAGAUUACAUGUGUGAAAAGGCCAAGAGACAAUACUUGUAGGUUCAAGAGAAGACAAAAAUUAAACUGACUGAAGUAGUAAAAUCAAAUAGAUCCAACUUACAGCUGCCUCUGUCUUCUCCAAGAAAGAGUCACCCUGUUUCUCAUGGUGUUACUGCUAGUAAUAGUGGUCAGGGUGACAGAUCACCAAAGGAACACCUCCCCUUCUGCUGUUCUGGUCCCUCCAAACAGUUUCUGCCUGCCGUAUUAACAACACCAGGCUGUAAAUCAUUCCAGAGGUUUCCUUGUAGUCUGCAGGCUCCACUGUUAUUUGUGGUUUAGAUGCACAGGACCGUCACAACUGAUGUGUUACAUGGCUGUUGUGCUCUGGAUUUUGCUCUAAAGAGUAAGGACUCAGCUCCAAAACAGCAGGGACUUGGGGUCACACCUACAUCAGCAAGUGGCCACACAGUAAGUAAUGCUGCAGUCUGCUGGGCAGGAACAGUCCCUACAACACCAGAUGCCUUACGGAAAAUGGACAUUUUCAUUAAAAAUCCCUAAAUGCCACUUUUUACAUGCUGCUGGGAUGCAUCCGAGUCAGGUUCUGCUCGGCUGUGCGGAAGAGCAAGCUCCUUUUUGUAGAGCAGGGUUUUGACCUCCAAAGUGUGCUCCUUUCUGUGCUGCCUCUUCUUCCUGACUUAGAAAAGCCCCUCUCAGAUCAGCUGCCCCCCUCACAAGGUCUAACGGCUGCUGCUCUUUUCCGCAUGACAGGAACGCUGUAGUCGCACGUUUUUGCCAUUUACUCGACAUGGUCUCGGUAACAAAAUAUCUCUUUGUCACCAGCUGGCUGCGUGAGGAGGUACCACGUACAGGCAGCACUUCGCAUUCCCUGUAUCUGAGGGACCUCUGGCUUCCGCUGAGGGUAGUUUUCUGCUCCUUCAAGGCAAGGAUGGAUGCAGGUGCUGUCCUCGCAGCCCCCGUGCUGAAAACCUGGGGGGAUGCAGUCUGCUCACAUACAGCCUGCUGUGGAAAGUGUGUGAGGACCGAACUCAUCUGCCUGAGGUUCAAAAAAAUGGUAUUUUGUAUGUAUAUACAGUUGUUUAUAUAUGUCUACUUUUCUGUUACAUACAGAGAUGCUGGGAAUCUGUUAACUACCACAGACAAUACCGAGGAAAGCCAUUUAUCCUUAGAAGCAGGAUUUCUAUUGCUUGGAGGUGAAGGCAGCUUUGAGUCAGAUCCAUGUCUUGCUGAUUCUCUUUUUAUUUUUUUUGUUUACAAUAUGCUGUUUAACUUCAGCCAUGGCAGCUGAUCCUAAGAAAGGUUAUACACACAUUUAUCCCACAGUUCUGCAAUCUCUCACUACCCAGAAGAGGGACAGGACUUCAUCUUCCCUCCGUUUCCAACUUGUUGCUUUUUGAUACCUCUUUCACACUGCUUGCCUCAAGAAAACUACCAACACGAAUCUGCUGGGCCAGGCAGCUUCUUAGCUAUCCCUUCUCAGAGGAUCACCUGGCAAAGCCAGCCAGGCUAUGCUGUCAGGAGAGCAGGUUUCCAAACCUUCACCAUGACUGAUGUAACCACUUCAUCUUACUCAGAGCCACAUUGCUCUCUUACUGAAGCCUAGUUUCCUUCACAUUUGUUCUCAGCGAUUUUUUUUGCAAUUUUUUAACUUCACAGAUGGUAAUUAAAAGCACCUGUUCUCAGUG